Guillardia theta CCMP2712 is the source of this 797-nucleotide messenger RNA. RefSeq lists its product as hypothetical. The record is from RefSeq and is a predicted model, not a curated record. Bases 439 to 741 code for a protein of 100 amino acids. Lineage: Eukaryota; Cryptophyceae; Pyrenomonadales; Geminigeraceae. The transcript has a single exon.
AUCCGGGUUUCUUGCUGCAAGCUGUUGGAUCUUCUUCGCUUGUCUCCUUGAUCUUCUUCGCUUCUUUCUGCCACCUUCUCUCAGUAUCCUCUUUCAAAGAUCUCUUGGCCCAGAACUCGUCGCCUUCGCACACUCGUUCAGGAUUGCGCCGUGCUUGUUCGAUUUGUGCCUCGGCUUGUUUUACAUCUUUGAUUCCUCUUAGUGGGAUACAAGCUGUGCUUCCUUCUAAUACGCUGCUCGACUUGACUUGUUACAUAUUUUGACCGCACGAUCUGAAAGUGUCAAUCACCUACCUGACGAAGGCCAACACCUUUCAUCUCACGCAACAACGUUGCGAUGCAGCGUUUAGUAAACUCAUGCUUUAUUGUCUGGGUGCCUUUAAUGUUUUCCUUCCAAUUUCUGAUUUGCAAUGCAAGCGCAACUCAUAAAUUAUCUCGAAUGGACAUCGAUGUUAGCAGUGCUGAAAUAUUGGGUGAAGUGCAGCAAUUGAGAUUGGUUCAAAAUCAAAUAAGGGAACUCGAAACGGUCAAUGUACAAUUAAGGAGAAGAUUGCAUGCUGCAUCCUCUGAACAGAAAUGCUUGAGUGAGAAGCUGGUGUCACUUGGAUUUCUAGCUUCCGAAGACGACUCCGAUGGUCAAGCACAUUUGCGAUUGCGUGGAGGAACCAACGGGAAACGGAACAUGGCCUGCCCUCCCGAGCUAUCUGUUUCGCAACUCUGUAGAGGCGUUGCACUCAGAUGAUUGCUGCACAAGGUGUUCUUACUGUACUCUAGGUAUAUUAGCAUAUCUGAAUCUUU